Messenger RNA from Micromonas pusilla CCMP1545, 792 nucleotides. RefSeq lists its product as uncharacterized. The record is from RefSeq and is a predicted model, not a curated record. The transcript has a single exon. NCBI's taxonomy places the organism in Eukaryota, Viridiplantae, Chlorophyta, Mamiellophyceae, Mamiellales, Mamiellaceae. The annotation marks the transcript as partial.
AAGUCGCUGCAGAUACAAAAGGCGGACUUCACGGUGAACAGCAUCAUCGACAAGAUCAAUCGCAACAAGGUGAACCUGCGGCCGUCGUAUCAGAGGGAAUACGUGUGGACGGUUCGCACCGCUUCCAAGCUCGUGGAGUCGCUCAUGCUCAACAUCCCGAUCCCGACGAUGUUCUUCCACGAGGUCGACGGCGGGUGCCUCGAGGUCGUGGACGGGAAGCAGCGGCUGACGUCCGUGUGGAGCUUCAUCCAGGGCGAGUUCCCGGACGGCACUAAGUUCAAGCUGAAGGGGCUGGAAGUGUUCGACGAGCUCAACGGCAAGACGUUCGAAGACCUCCCGGAGGAACUCAAAGAACGCAUCCUCGACCACCCGCUCAACGUGCACACCAUCUCGCGGCAGUCGCAGCCGGACUUUGUUUUCGAAGUGUUCGAGCGUCUCAACAUGGGCGCGACGCAGCUCAACGAGCAAGAGCUCCGGAACUGCAUCUACCAAGGGUUGUACACGGAUCUCCUCUGCGAGCUCGCGGAGGACGAGCACCUGCUGUCGUGCUACCGGUCGAACCAGCCGCACUUGCGCAUGAAGGACCGCGAGCUCAUCCUGCGCUUCUUCGCGAUGCAGCGCACGACCCCGAGCGGGUUCAGCUCGCCGAUCAAGUCGUGGCUGAACGAGGAGAUCCGCGAGAACAAGGACAUGACGCCGCAGGAGGCGAAGGAGAUGGCGGCGACGUUUCGCGGCGCGAUCAAGAUCGCGUGGGAGGUGUUCGGGGAGUGCGCGUUUCGACCGGUGGCGCCG